AUGGGUGCCUCAUUUUCAAGACAAUCAAAAUACAACGCCCAAUUUGUGGAUGUCGCCGUAGUUAAUGUUAAAACUGACAGCAGCGCACUUGUAUAUUCAGAGUUUUUGGGCACUUUAGAAAGAGCUCCAAUCAAGUGGUUAACGUCGUCUCCGAAAGCCAAAGCUUUAGAUGAGUUAAUAGAGGUGCAUGGAUGCAAAAAAGAAGCGUCAGCAAGAUACAGGUGGCUGUUGGUUUCAUCCACAUUCCACUGUUUAAACGCAGAGGGCAAAGCAACAACGGAUGCCAAGGACGCACAUUUUGCUAUAUUUUCAGGAGACUUUACGGUUGACGACAAUGCGACUGCCGCGCUUAAAGAAUAUAACGACACUGAAAGGGUCAGACCAAGAUGCUUAAAAAUGAGUACUCCAUCAUUUGAAAUCUUGAGAAAUAAGUGCUUUGUGUGCAUGGUGAAAGAGUCGACCAAAAUUAACCCCACUAGAUGGCUAAAAUAG
Mitosporidium daphniae is the source of this 492-nucleotide messenger RNA. RefSeq lists its product as uncharacterized. The coding region runs from base 1 to 492 and encodes 163 amino acids. Lineage: Eukaryota; Fungi; Microsporidia. The record is from RefSeq and is a predicted model, not a curated record. The transcript is spliced from 2 exons.